AGUUCCUCAGCAGCAGCAGACAGCGCCUCCUCCUCUUCUUCCAUCACCAUCCAUCCUCUCUCUCCUCCUCCUCCUCCUCCUCCGGUGUUCCUCUCCAUGCCGGCGGAGGGCUCGGUCUCCGCGUGGCUGCCAUGGCGAAGAUCCGGGUGUCGUACGAGUACUCCGAAGCCGAGGACAAGAGCAUCCGGCUGGGUUUGUUCCUGAUCGCCUGCGGGAUCCUCAGCCUCUUCAUACUCGGCUUCUGCUGGCUCAGCCCGACCCUGCAGAGUCUGCAGAGCAAGCCCGCCAACUGCACGGUUGUGUCAGUGUUGCGUCCAGAGGAGAUGUUCGAGUGCGUGUUUACCUGCGGUACGGACUGUAAGGGGACGUCUCUUUAUCCCUGCCUGCAGAUCUUCGUGAACAACUCAGAGUCCAACUCUGUCGCUCUGCUGCACUUUGACGAACAACAGCUGGUUCUCAACCCCAAGUGUUCGUACGUUCCUCCCUGUGAGAGAGACAACCAGAAGAACAGAGACAGCGUCCUAUGGUGGGAGGAUUACUUCACCAAAGAGGUCAGCAGUCAGUCCUUCACGUGCUUCUUCAACCAGCAGAGGAGACCAGACGACGUGUUGUGGCGGCGUUCCCAUGACACCAGCGUCCUGCUGCACUGCGUCCUCUGGCCAAUGGUGUCUCUCCUUCUGGGCACGCUCAUCGUUCUCCUGACAGUGUGUGCUCGCUCCCUGGCCGUCCGAGCGGAGGCUCUCCAAAAGAGGAAGUGCUCUUACGAGGUGUGUCAAGACCUGUCGCUGCCUUCAGAGCGCCUUGCCGCAAAGGUGGACGACCUCCUGACCACAAACUCUGAGCCUGAGCCCGAGCUGUCGUCACCUACAAGGACCCUGCCAUUGUUUGCAGUGCCGGUGCGACGCCGGGAUCGAGAACAUUAA
Cheilinus undulatus (humphead wrasse) is the source of this 923-nucleotide messenger RNA. RefSeq names its product calcium-activated potassium channel subunit beta-4-like. Gene Ontology annotation, biological process: potassium ion transport; detection of calcium ion. The record is from RefSeq and is a predicted model, not a curated record. Gene Ontology annotation, cellular component: membrane; voltage-gated potassium channel complex. Gene Ontology annotation, molecular function: potassium channel regulator activity; calcium-activated potassium channel activity. Lineage: Eukaryota; Metazoa; Chordata; Actinopteri; Labriformes; Labridae. The coding region runs from base 132 to 923 and encodes 263 amino acids. The transcript has 4 exons.